CAGUCGGAAAGGGAACAAUUGCAGCAAAGAGUGAUUGGUUUGGAGAGCGAUCUCGAGAGCGCCGCAGAGGCAGGCCUUGAAGCCAAUCGUCUAUUGAAUGACUUCUUGACGUCUCAGAAGGAAAACGUGAGCUUGAAUUCAAGCGUCGAUGCAUUGCAACAACAGAUCACUCGACAGACAGAUAUUGUUUCCAAAUAUGAAUCCAAAGCUAAACAGAAAGAGACGGAAAAUAAAGAGCUUAAAGAAAGAACCGAUAAAAUGAGCGCCGAAUUGGAGAGACUUAAGAAUGUUUUGAAAGAAACAUCACUUAAUUUAGAGACCUUUCAGAAGAAUAACGAUGAGUUAAAGGCGUCGAAAAGUGAACUCAGUUUGCGUUUUACUGAAUUAGAAGAACGAUAUUCUAGUCUUCAGCUCAAAGCCGAUGAUUAUAUGGAAAGAAAUGACGAACUCUUGAAUGACUUUCAGAAAUUAAGCCAAGAGUUGGAAGAACUCAAAGAAGAGAAGAAUCACAAGGACUUAGAAAUUGAGUCUUUUAAAGAGAUUUUGUCAAAACUGAGACGACAUCCCAAAAAAGACAGCGAAACCAACGACGAGGACAAUGACAACGAAGAGGACGGCGAAGAGCGCAGCGAAGACGGCGACCAAAUGGAUAGCGCGAUGCAUGACAAGGCUUUGUCCGAUUUGUACGAUAUCGUCGAAAUGGAUCUAAAGCUUAAGAACGUGACGAUUGACAAAAACGAGUUGAGCCUAAAGCUGGAGGAAGUGUCCAAACGUUGCGAAGAACUUAACCAUAAAUUAGAGUCUUUAGAGGAGGAGAACCGAUCGAUUAAGACUGAGAGCGAGGGCGCCCUUAAGGACAGACUUAAGGCUCAAAUGGAAUUAGAAGUACUGACCAAAUACUAUAAGGAAAAGGAGGUCGAGUUGGGCAAAGAGAUUGGCGUUCAGCACAUCCAACGACAACAGAAGGAGGAGGAC
Messenger RNA from Medioppia subpectinata, 975 nucleotides. The record is from the annotation of a GenBank genome assembly. NCBI's taxonomy places the organism in Eukaryota, Metazoa, Arthropoda, Arachnida, Sarcoptiformes, Oppiidae.